This is a messenger RNA of Pediculus humanus corporis (human body louse), 1503 nucleotides long. Its product is annotated as sugar transporter, putative. Gene Ontology annotation, biological process: transmembrane transport; carbohydrate transport. Bases 1 to 1503 code for a protein of 500 amino acids. The record is from RefSeq and is a predicted model, not a curated record. Gene Ontology annotation, cellular component: membrane. Gene Ontology annotation, molecular function: sugar transmembrane transporter activity. The transcript is spliced from 6 exons. Lineage: Eukaryota; Metazoa; Arthropoda; Insecta; Psocodea; Pediculidae.
AUGAGUAAUAAUUCGACUGAGGAUGUUCAAAAUCAUGAAGAAAAGAUUUCCGAAUUUGGAGAAGAAACUCCUCUAUUGGUCAAAAUGGAUGAUAACGACAUGAAGAAAUCAAGCGUUGAAGUUUUAGUUAGCAAUGAUUCUGGUAAAAAAUUUCCUCAAUAUUUGGCAGCAGUCAGUUCAACCCUUGGAGCAUUUGCACUCGGCACUACACUGGCUUGGACAUCUCCCGUAUCAUCCUCUGAAAAUAAUUAUAUCAAUGACAUAAUGAAAGAUUUUACUCCGGAACAAAUUCAUAAAGCAUGGUCUUGGGUGGGAGCUUUGAUGCCUUUAGGUGCUGCCAUCAUUUCGACCAUGAUCGGAUGGCUGUUGGGAAAAUUGGGGAGGAAAGGCACAAUGCUUACACUUGUGAUUCCAUUUACAAUAGGAUGGGCACUGAUUAUUAAACCUUGUGGUAUAUGGAUGGUUUAUUUGGGAAGAUUAAUAUUAGGAAUGUCUGGAGGUGCUUUCGCAGUGGCAGCACCAGUUUACACAGCAGAAAUAGCUGAAAAAGAAAUAAGAGGAGCCUUGGGAAGUUAUUUUCAAUUAAUGGUUACAUUGGGAAUAUUGUUUGUGUACAUAAUAGGUGGCAAAGUGACAGCUCAAGUUUUAUCAAUCAUUUGCGGUGUCAUUCCUUUAAUUUUUGCUCUCAUAUUUUUUUUCAUGCCUGAAUCUCCAGAAUAUUUACUGUCAAAAAAUCAAGAAAACGCAGCGAGAAAAUCUUUACAAUUUUUCCGUGGGAAAAAUUAUCCCGUAGAAGUAGAACUAAAUGAAAUUCAAUCGCAUUUGGAUAAAUUCAAAAUGGAAAAACAAUCCCUCAUCCAGAGUUUUUCGACGAAAGCGGCUAAAAUGUCUUUGUUCAUUUCAUUGGGUUUAAUGUUUAUACAACAAUUGAGCGGAGUUAACGCCGUUAUUUUUUACACCGGCGACAUUUUUAAAGCUGCCAAUGCAGAUUCGGAUUCGAACACUUCAUCAAUCAUUGUCGGAGUCGUACAAGUCGUUUCAACAUUUAUUUCCACUCUCAUAGUUGACCGUUUGGGACGAAGGAAACUUUUACUCGUAUCCGCGUCCGCCAUGUCAGUUUGCACGUUAUUGCUCGGAGUUUUCUUUUUUCUCAAAGAUAGCAAUCAAAACGUGGAUUCGAUAUCAUGGGUCCCUUUGGUUAGUUUGUGCGUUUUCAUGGUUGCUUUUUCCAUCGGUUUCGGUCCGAUUCCGUGGAUGAUACUCGGAGAAUUAUUUUCACCGUCUAUAAAAAGCACGGCGAGUUCGAUCGCGAGUUGUUUCAAUUGGAUCCUCGCAUUUCUAGUCACAAAAUUUUACGCUCCCAUAAGUAAAGAAGCCGGUACGGGUGUCACGUUUUUCAUAUUCAUGUCCAUUUUGAUAAACGGUGCCAUAUUCGUAUCGUAUUUCGUUAAAGAAACCAAAGGUAAAAGUCAAGAAGAAAUUCAAAGAGAACUUGAAGGUUAA